Molecule: messenger RNA, 1674 nt
Organism: Bathycoccus prasinos
Lineage: Eukaryota; Viridiplantae; Chlorophyta; Mamiellophyceae; Mamiellales; Bathycoccaceae
Exons: 2
Coding region: 1-1674 (557 amino acids)
Biological process (GO): protein ubiquitination
Molecular function (GO): ubiquitin protein ligase activity
Source: RefSeq, a predicted model, not a curated record
AUGUCCGCCUCCUCCUCCUCCUCCGAGUCAUCGGAUGAAUCGUCUUCUUCUUCGAGAGAAGGAGGAGAGGAGGAAGAGGAAAGCCAAGCGGCGAGGCUGGUGCGAGCGGCGCUCGAAACGCUUUUAAACGCAGAGUCUCGACCGUUCACGUGGUACCAGUGCAGAAAUUUAUGGUCCAGGAAGUUACUUCGCAUUCGCGCGAAUUCCAAGCUGUCUUGUUUCUCCGAGGCAUUGAGAGAUUUCGAGGCGUCUGUUUUAGUGGAUUUUCAAUCGAGAUGGUGGAUAGAAAAUCGUCGGCGAAGGUGGUUGGAACACGUAGAUAACGUUCGCGAGCGAACGAACGACGAUGAAGAAGACGAAGAGAGCGAUGGAGAGGAUAAGUGCGGGGAUUUGUAUUGGCUGUACGCGAUGUUAGCGAUGCUUUUGGAGUUGGAGUCGUCGAUCGAGGAAAGCGCGUUUCAACCGAGCGGCGAACGCGAGCGGAGGAGAUGGAGGAGAGAGUGCGAAUAUUUAGAGGAAGCGGUGAGAGAAAGCAUUGGGUUGGAAGCAGCGCCGCACCGAAUUUUGAUGGGGAGAGAAAGAGAACAGGUGAGAACUGCAGCGUUUGGUCGCGGCGAGAGAGACGAGGAAGACGGACCAAAUAAUAAUUCGAGUAGUAGCGGGAUCGAAGAUGAAGAUGAAGAUGAAGACGAAGAAGAAGGAGAACGCAUCAUCUCGCGAAGAUUACGACGACAACGCCACUCGAUUGCCAGGAAUACAAACAACAACAACCCUGCCUCUGAUUUACAUCCAGUUUCGUUUCGAGUCGAGCGGAGAGAAAGCGUGCCACUUCGCGUGGUUGAAACCGACGAAGCCGAAGAAGCCGAAGAAGCCGAAGAGAUGUUUUCGAAUUAUUCUACCGCGAACGCUGACGCUCAAACCGUUGGGAGACGAUCGUCGGUGAUUCAAUUCUCUCGAGAUUCACCGAGAACACGCAUGAGACACGUCCUCGAGAACAACAACAACGACGCGACGCCAAACGUCUUCGCUCGACCGACGGAUAUUUUGGAAACCGUCUAUUCCAGCUUCGACGCGGACAUCAACGCUCGGUCUCUUCGCGAAGCGCACAUGCGCAUCGCGAGAGCCGCGAGGGAAGGACUCGACGCGUCCACGCACUUGGCCACAAUCAUCUCACACCUUACGACGCAGCGCGCGACGACGACGACAUCCGCACGUUCCACUUCUACGAACACGCCGCCUUCGAUGGUGAAUCGUGGGUAUCGUUCAUCGUCGAUUUCUCGUCGUCGCUUGGAUUUUGAUGAAGACGAAGACGAAAACGACGAACAAGAACAUUCAGAAAACCUCAAAAACGAAAUCACGCGUUUGAAAGAUCAAAUCGAUAAAUUGGAAAAGGCUUCGACGUGUGUUAUCUGUUAUUCGAAUCCGAGAGCCUGCACGUUGCUUCCGUGCUGCCACUUUACCACGUGCCUCGAGUGCGCGAAUCGAUCCAGAGAGCGGUUCGUCGAGCAGGCGAACGAGGACGAGGACGACGAGGAGGAGGACGCGGGAGAAGAUGAAAACGACGACGACAUAAACAAUAAUAACAACAGAAAGGUGAAGAAAAACGAGGUUUUCUUUCGGUGCCCGACGUGCCGAGCGAACGUCACGGGGGUGUUACAAGUGUUUCCGCCUUAA